AUGUCAACAUCAGUCCCAAGCCUUUGGACUGGCCGUGCUGGCAAGGAAACUGGGGCCAACUUCCAGUUCAUUCAUCGUGUGCAUGCUUCCGACAGGAAGGACCGGCAUGCCUUGCAGCUGCUAGAGUUGCAUGCCGAUGCAGCCGGAUUUUCUUCUGGCUGCAAGUACGAGGUCGUCCAAAAAGGAAACUCGACUUCUUCGCGGCAUACCCAGCCAUAUGCCAACCAAAGUCCAGAAUGGCGACAAAGUACAUCUCAUCUGGGCUGUCCAGAGCUACGAUGA
Molecule: messenger RNA, 282 nt
Organism: Symbiodinium sp. CCMP2592
Lineage: Eukaryota; Dinophyceae; Suessiales; Symbiodiniaceae
Source: the annotation of a GenBank genome assembly